GCUGUUAGCUGACUUGCUCCGGGCAAAAGAAAUGCAGUGAGCAGGAGGAAGGGGAAGUCAGCGUAGAAGCACGAGAUGCGAAGCUAUAAUCUUCCGUACAAUGAUGCAAGGACUCCACCAUCAUCAACAACAACUUGCAGCGCUUCUUUCCGUUGCUCUCCCAAAGGACGAUUCAACCUCGUCCACCGCCCCUUCUGACGAAGAUGACUCUCGACUCGCUGCCAUUAACUCACUUCACCGUGCAAUUGUAUACCCGCACAACUCGCUCCUUGUCACUCACUCCGCCGCUUUCCUCGCCCAAGGCUUUUCUCAACUGCUGUCUGAUAAAUCUGGUGCUGUGCGUCAGGCAGCAGUCAUAGCUUAUGGUGCUCUUUGCGCUGUCAUCUGUUCGAUUCCUGUUACAUCAAAUGGAAGACAGAACCAUGUCAUACUUGCAAGUUUAGUUGAUAGGUUCAUUGGUUGGGCGUUGCCAUUACUAAGCAAUGUUGGUGCAGUUGAUGGGACUAAGGAAUUGGCAUUGGAUGGCCUGCGAGAGUUUCUUAAUGUUGGGGAUGUUGUUGGAUCCGAGCGGUAUGUUUUGCCAAUUCUCAAAGCAUGCCAACUACUCUUUGAGGAUGAGAGAACCUCCUUGAGUUUAUUACAUCGACUUCUGGGAGUUAUAACAUUGAUCUCGGUGAAAUUCUCAAGAUGCUUUCAACCUCAUUUUCCAGACAUUGUUGACCUCCUUCUUGGAUGGGCAUUAGUGCCAGACCUUGCUGAAUCAGAAAGGCGUGUUAUAAUGGAUAGCUUCUUGCAAUUUCAGAAACACUGGGUUGGUAGCUUGGCUAUGUCACUAAGGUUACUGACAAAGUUCUUGGGUGACAUGGAGGUCUUGCUUCAGGAUGGAACCCCCGGAACCCCACCUCAAUUUCGAAGGCUCCUGGCGUUACUUUCCUGCUUUUCAACAAUUCUACAGUCUACUGCUUCUGGGUUGCUGGAAAUGAAUCUUCUUGAACAAAUAAGUGAACCCCUUAGCACAAUGCUACCUCACUUGUUGAGAUGCUUAUCAGUGGUUGGGCAGAAAUUUGGAUGGUCUGAAUGGAUUGAAGACUUUUGGAAAUGUUUGACCCUAUUAGCAGAAAUAUUAUGUGAACGAUUUUCAAACUUUUAUCCUCUUGCUGUUGAUAUCUUAUUUCAAAGUUUGGACUUGGAUGCUACCCCUCGUCAUGCAGGAUAUAAGAAAAUUACAUCCUUUCAAGUUCAUGGGGUUCUGAGAACUAAUCUUCAAUUAUUAUCAUUGCAAAAGCUUGGCCUUCUCCCAUCAUCUGUACAAAAGAUAUUGCAAUUCGAUGCACCAAUUUCUCAGCUGCGGUUCCAUCCGAAUCAUUUGGUAACAGGAAGUUGUGCUGCUACUUAUAUUUUCCUGCUUCAACAUGGAAAUAAAGAAGUUGUCGAUGAAGCCGUUACCUCAUUGAUUAAAGAGCUGGAGUUGUUGAAGGCUAUGCUAGGAAAAGAUACUGGUCAUACGAAUCAUUGCAAUAGUGUCACAGCUUCAAGAACAUUUUCUAAACCUGAAUUGUUUUCAUUGAUCAAGUUUGAUUUGAAAGUUCUAUUGGCAUGUGUUCCCUCAGGUGUGGAUAGCAAUUUGAUUGGCCAAACGGAAAUUGUUUCCAUGUAUAGUAGGAGGUCAGAAAAGUUGGUGUCUUUUACUAUAGAAAAGCUGAAUCCUUUUGAAAUACCUAUUCAACCUUACUUGGAGUUACAGGUUGCUGUUUUCAAGUUCCUGGAGAGGCUGACUACAGUUGAGCUCUUGAUCAAGUGCUCUGCAAGAGACCAGAAUUGUGGCAAAGAUUUUAUAGAAUUUCCAACUAAAACGGAGAGGAGUGAUGGCCAUGCAGCUUUGAUUACUGGGUAUCUAAUGAAGUAUAGCUUGCUUCUGAUCAAAGGCCUCCAGGGUUCUUCUCCUCUUGCAGUUAAACUGGCAGCCCUACAUUGGGGGCAAAAGUUCUGUGAGAUUGUUAUGGCUAUUAAUGAUAUCUCGAAUGCUAAUGCUUACUCCUAUGAACCAUGCGAACAUGCUAAUGUUGUUAUGAACUUAGUUUACUCACUCUUGGGUGCUACAUUUGACAGAGAAUUGGAAGUGAGAUCGCAUGCUGCAAUAACUUUGGAGAUGUUUCUGCAAGCUAAGCUUUUAUAUUCAUUAUGUUUUUAUCCUCUGGCUGAAGUGAUACUGGAGAAACUUGGUGAUCCAGUUGUUGAAAUACGGGAUGCAUAUGUAAGGCUACUUGCCCAUGUUUUGCCUACUACUGUAUAUGCUUGUGGCCUCUAUGAUUAUGGAAAAUUUAGGCAUGUUAACCUGAGCUUAGGCAAUGCUUCCCACUUGCACUGGAAGCAAGUAUUUGCCCUGAAGCAGCUGCCACUGCAAUUGCACUCACAACAACUUGUCUCCAUCUUAAGUUACAUUUCACAAAGAUGGAAGGUGCCUCUUUCUUCCUGGAUUCAGAGGCUUAUUCACAGCUGCAGGAGUUCAAGAGAUUCUAUUUUCAGUCAGACUGAAGAUACUGGGACUGUUGAUGCUAGUGCUAUAUGGUUGGAUGUAAAAGUGGAUGAAGACAUUCUUGAAAGAAUAUGUUCUGUCAAUUCAUUAGCUGGUGCCUGGUGGGCCGUACAAGAAGCAGCAAGGUAUUGUAUUUCUACACGUCUUAGGACCAAUCUCGGUGGACCUGCUCAAACAUUUGCUGCCCUAGAGCGCAUGCUUUUGGAUGUGGCACACCUUCUACAACUCGAUAAUGAGCAAAAUGACGGAAAUUUAAGUAUGAUAGGAUCUUCUGGUGCUCAUCUAUUGCCAAUGAGAUUAUUGUUGGAUUUUGUUGAGGCUCUAAAGAAAAAUGUAUACAAUGCAUAUGAGGGUUCUGUCAUUUUACCAUCAGCUACCCGCCAGAGUUCUUUGUUCUUUCGGGCUAACAAAAAAGUUUGUGAAGAGUGGUUUUCCCGUAUAUGUGAACCAAUGAUGAAUGCUGGAUUGGCUCUGCAUUGCAAUGAUGCUAUUAUUCAAUACUGCACACUACGUUUGCAGGAGCUAAAAAAUCUUUCCAUGUCAGCUUUGAAGGAAAAAUCAAGGGCUCAGGUGGCUGAGAACUUCCAAAAUAGUAGAGGAAGGUAUAGAGGAGAUGUCUUAAAAGUUUUAAGGCACAUGUCACUAGCUCUUUGUAGAAGUUUUGAACCAGAGUCCUUGAUUGGUGUGCAAAAUUGGGUUUCAAUAGCAUUCUCUUCCUUAUUUGGGGAUGACAGCCAAUCCUUCAAUGACUCUGCCACAGCCAGGCCUCUGUCAUGGAUAACUGGGCUUGUAUAUCAGGCAAGAGGCCAAUAUGAAAGUGCUGCUGCUCAUUUCACUCACUUGUUACAAACAGAGGAAUCACUUUGUUCUCUUGGUUCGGAUGGUGUACAAUUUGUCAUUGCACGGAUCAUUGAGAGUUAUACUGCUGUAUCAGAUUGGAAAUCUCUUGAGAGCUGGCUAUUAGAGCUGCAACUGCUUCGUUCUAAGCAUGCUGGGAAAAGCUAUUCUGGUGCUUUGACUAUGGCUGGAAAUGAAAUUAAUGCAAUCCAUGCAUUGGCACGCUUUGAUGAGGGUGAUUAUCAGUCUGCAUGGUCUUGCCUUGAUUUGACACCGAAAAGUAGCAGUGAACUCACCCUUGAUCCAAAAAUAGCAUUGCAACGGAGUGAGCAGAUGCUUUUGCAAUCACUGCUUUUCCAGAAGGAGGGGAAGAGUGAUAAAGUGAUUCUUGAUUUGCAGAAGGCUAGAUCAAUGUUGGAGGAGCCUCUAUCUAUUCUGCCACUUGAUGGGUUGGCUGAAGCAACACCUCUUGCUAUUCAGUUGCAUUGCAUUUGCUUAUUAGAAGACGAUUGCAAGCUUAAAUCAACCCAUGAGAAGGCCAAACAAGCUCAGUCAAUAUUAAAUUCCUAUAUUAAGCUGGUUCCAUCUUCUAUUAGCACGAUCCGUCAAGAUUGUAGUCCAUGGUUGAAGGUUCUUCGAGUAUACCAAACAAUGUUCUCAACUUCUCCAGUUUCUUUGAAGCUCUGCAUGAAUUUGCUUAAUUUAGCCCGUAAACAAAGAAAUCUAUUGUUGGCAAACCGUUUGAAAAACCAUCUCAAUGAUUGCAUAUCUACUUGCCCUGAAGAGAGGCUUCGUGAUCUUCUCUCUUUAAAUUUACAGUAUGAGGGCAUUCUACUGCUGUAUGCGGAAAACAAGUUUGAAGAUGCUUUCACAAACCUCUGGUCAUUGUUGCGUCCUUGUAUGGGAUCUUCAGAAUAUAAAAUACUUGAUGUUGAUGAGAAAAUUCUGAGGGCCAAAGCAUGCUUGAAACUUGCAAAGUGGCUGAGACAAAAUUAUUCUGAUUGGAGUCCUAAUAAUAUGGUUAUUAACAUGCCUGCAGAUUUUGAAAGUACUGAAAUCUCUUCAGUUGAUAAUGAUGGCAAUGAUAAGAAUAUAAGAUUUAAGCAAAGUGUGGGUCAGGUUGCUGAGGAAAUUGUUGGCACAGCAACGAAGUUGUCCACUCGUAUUUGCCCUGCCAUGGGUAAGUCAUGGAUUUCUUAUGCCUCUUGGUGUUUCACUCAAGCCAGGGACUCCCUACAUAAUAAUAAUGAAGCCACCCUUCGUUCAUGCUCCUUUCCGAUACUUAUUCCGGAAGUUUCAACUGAGAGAUUCAAGUUGAGUAAGGAUGAGGUGCAACAAAUUAAAUCAUUGAUUUUGCAUCUUUUGCAGGACAAGGGUGAUGUGAAAUGUUUCAAAGAUGAACAAUAUUGGAAAUUGUGGCUUGAUUCUGAGGAGCAGUCAAAUAGUGACAACCCUCUAACGAUUUUAGUGCUGCAGUUAGUGAAUAUUAUUGAAACAGCGGCUGGGGCACCAGGUGCAGAAAACUGUGGUGGUGAAAGUCUUUCAUCCAUGCUGUCUUCUCGGUUAAAAAUUUGUUUGCUAAAUGCAAAUCUUGGGCUGGGAGAAUCUGAUGUAAUAUCUACUUUGGACGGCUUAGUCAAUAUUUGGUGGUCUUUGAGGAGGAGAAGAGUGUCCCUGUUUGGGCAUGCAGCUUAUGGUUACAUACAAUAUCUUUCUUACUCAUCUACCCAGCUUUGCCAGAACGAGAUGCCUGUUUCAGAUGAUGAAUCUUCAAGGCAAAAGACUGGAAGUUAUACUCUGAGGGCCACAUUGUAUAUAUUGCAUAUACUCCUCAAUUAUGGUGUGGAGUUGAAAGACACACUUGAAUCUGCACUUAUGGUUGUUCCUUUGUUACCAUGGCAGGAAGUUACCCCUCAAUUAUUUGCUCGUAUAAGUUCUCAUCAUGAACAAGUGAUCCGGAAGCAUCUGGAGGGCUUACUGAUCAUGCUGGCUAAGCAGUCUCCCUGUUCUAUAGUAUACCCAGCACUAGUUGAUGUCAGUGCUUAUGAAGAGAAGCCUUCAGAAGAGCUACAUCAUGUUCUGAGUUGUCUGAGGGAACUUUACCCUAGGUUGGUUCAGGAUGUUCAGCUGAUGAUAAAUGAACUCAGCAAUGUUACUGUUCUCUGGGAAGAAUUGUGGCUCAGUACUCUUCAGGAUCUACACACAGAUGUAAUGAGGCGCGUAAAUGUGCUGAAGGAGGAAGCAGCAAGGAUUGCAGAAAACAUCAGUCUUAGUCAGAAUGAGAAGAACAAGAUAAAUUCUGCUCGAUAUUCUGCAAUGAUGGCUCCAAUUGUUGUGGCUUUGGAACGCCGUUUAGCUUCAACUGCUCGAAAACCUGAGACUCCUCAUGAAGCUUGGUUCCAGGAAGAGUAUCAAGAACAGUUAAAAUCAGCAAUUUUAACAUUUAAAACUCCCCCCAUGUCUGCUGCAGGUCUGGGAGAUGUUUGGCGACCUUUUGAUGGUAUUGCUGCAUCCUUGGCUUCUUAUCAGAGGAAGUCUACAAUUUCUUUACAAGAAGUUGCACCACAUCUGGCUCAGUUAUCUUCUUCAGAUGUCCCAAUGCCAGGUCUUGAGAAACAACUCAAAAUACCUGAAUCUGACAAAACUACUGAUCUUCAGGGUGUUAAAAUUGCUUCUUUCCAUGAACAAGUGACUAUCUUAUCAACAAAGACUAAGCCUAAAAAACUUGUUAUAUUGGGCUCUGAUGGUCAGAUGUACACAUAUCUCCUUAAAGGGCGAGAAGAUCUACGCCUUGAUGCUAGAAUAAUGCAAUUGCUACGGGCUAUAAAUGGUUUUCUGCAUUCUUCUUCUACCCAGGGCAACUCACUUGGCAUUCGCUAUUAUUCUGUGACUCCAAUAAGUGGCCGGGCAGGGCUUAUCCAAUGGGUGGAUAACGUAAUAAGUAUAUACAGUGUGUUUAAAUCUUGGCAAAGCCGUGUCCAGCUAGCACAGCUCACAACAGCUGGUGCUGGGAAUACAAAACCGUCUGCUCCUCCACCUGUUCCUCGGCCCAGUGAUAUGUUCUAUGGUAAGAUCAUACCAGCACUUAAAGAGAAAGGCAUUAAAAGAGUAAUUUCUCGAAGGGAUUGGCCUCAUGAAGUUAAACGUAAGGUUCUACUUGAUCUCAUAAAGGAAGUGCCACGGCAUCUUCUGCACCAAGAGUUAUGGUGUGCUAGCGAAGGAUAUAAAGCCUUCAGCUCAAAAAUGAAGAGGUAUUCUGGAAGUGUAGCAGCAAUGAGUAUAGUUGGACAUAUUCUGGGUCUGGGUGACAGACAUUUAGAUAAUAUUCUUAUAGAUUUUGGUAGUGGGAGUAUUGUACACAUUGAUUAUAACGUUUGUUUCGAUAAAGGACAAAGAUUAAAAGUUCCAGAGAUUGUUCCUUUCCGUCUCACACAGAUGAUUGAAGCAGCUUUAGGGCUGACUGGAAUAGAGGGUAGCUUCAGAGCAAACUGUGAGACAGUUAUUGGCAUUUUAAGGAAGAACAAAGACAUUCUUUUGAUGUUACUGGAAGUCUUUGUCUGGGAUCCCCUUGUAGAGUGGACACGGGGUGAUUUUCAUGAUGAAGCUGCUAUUGGUGGUGAAGAGAGAAAAGGCAUGGAAUUAGCUGUUAGCUUGAGUCUAUUUGCGUCCCGAGUGCAGGAAAUUCGUGUUCCCUUACAGGAACACCAUGAUCAAUUAUUGACUAGCCUGCCGGCUGUUGAAUCUGCACUUGAGAGGUUUACCAAUGUUCUAAAUCAAUAUGAGCUUGCCUCUACUUUAUUUCAUCGGGCUGAUCAAGAGAGAUCUAACCUUACUCUGCAUGAGACAUCUGCAAAAUCAAUUGUUGCUGAAGCAACCAGUAAAUCUGAGAAAAUCCGAGCUUCAUUUGAAAUACAGGCCCGAGAAUUUGCCCAGGCAAAGGCUUUGGUUACAGAGAAAGCUCAUGAGGCAACAACUUGGGUUGAGCAACAUGGAAGGAUUCUUGAUGCUCUACAAUGCAAUAUAAUCCCAGAAGUCAAUGCGUCUUAUAAACUGAAUAACAUGGAAGAAGCUUUGUCUCUUACAGCUGCAGUCACUGUAGCUGGUGUCCCUCUAACUGUUGUUCCCGAGCCAACACAGGCACAAUGCAAUGAUAUAGAUAGGGAAGUUUCUCAACUUGUGUCUGAGCUAGAUGAUGGGCUUGCUUCUGCCAUAACCGCACUGCAAGCAUAUUCCGUGGCUCUGCAAAGAAUCUUACCCUUAAAUUACCUUACAACCAGUGCAGUUCAUGGGUGGGCUCAAAUUCUGCAACUAUCAAUCAAUGCCCUGUCCUCUGAAAUUCUUUCUCUAGCCAGGAGGCAGGCAUCUGAUCUUGUGGUGAAAUUCGGUGGAGAUAGCAUCGAUUCUAUCAAAUUCAGACAUGAUGAUCUGUGUCUUAAAGUGGAUAAAUAUGCAGUAGAAAUAGAAAAAUUGGAAGAAGAGCGUGCAGAACUAGAGAAUUCUAUAGGCUUAGAUUCAGAAUCAAAAGCUAAAGAUCGAAUUUUGUCAGCCUUCAUGAAAUUUUUGCAGUCCAGUGGUUUAUUAAGGAAGGAAGAUGGUACAUCAUCAGCCCAAUCUAGACAUGAUGGAACAAACAACGCUAGACUGCCAGGUGACCUGGAAGAGAAGAAAGAAAAAGCAUUAUCAAUUCUUAACAUUUCUGUGAGCUGGCUUUAUAAUGAGGUUAAUAAUAGAGUACUUCACUUAUAUAACGAACACAAUGUAUUGCUAAAUGAUUCUGGAGCUUUUUUCACUGAGUUUGAAGAGCAAGUAGAAAGAUGUAAUCUUGUGACAGAGUUUGUGAGUGAUCUAUGGAAAAUAAUUGGGAAGGACAUGCCUACUGUGGAGCUCAACAAGGACAAAUCUAAAUUCCCUUCAGAAAGCAAUUGGGUUUCUAUUUUCAAAACCAUUUUGUCUUCCUGUAAUGGCUUGAUCAGUCAAAUGACUGAAAUUGUUCUACCCAAUGUAAUACGGUCUGCUGUUUCAUUACAUUCAGAAGUUAUGGAUGCAUUUGGGUUAAUCUCACAAGUUCGAGGGUCCAUAGAUACUGCACUGGAGCAGCUUGUGGAGGUUGAAAUGGAGAGAUUGUCAUUGGUUGAACUUGAGCAGAACUAUUUUGUUAAGGUUGGUCUUAUUACUGAGCAACAGCUUGCUCUUGAAGAAGCUGCAGUCAAGGGCAGAGAUCAUCUUUCUUGGGAAGAGGCAGAGGAACUUGCCUCCCGAGAAUCUUGUAGAGCGCAGCUUGAUCAACUCCAUCAAACAUGGAAUCAGAGAGAUCUGAGGACUUCUUCGCUUAUAAAGAGGGAAGCUGAUAUUAAAAAUGCUCUGGUGUCUGUGGAGAGUCGUUUCCAGUCAUUGGUGUUUCCUGAAGAACAAAGAGAGCCACAUAUUUUAAGAAGAGAAGCACUGUUGGCCGCACUUGUGAAGCCCUUCUUGCAAUUGGAAUCCAGUGAUAAUACACUGUAUUCAGCUGAUGGUUCUGCAAUCACCUCGAGUGAACUUCAUGCUCUUGCAGAUGUGAUAAAUUCUGGGAAUCCAAUAUCUGAGUAUGUCUGGAAAGUCAGUGGUUUGUUAGGUGGUCAUUCAUUCUUUAUUUGGAAAAUAGGUGUCAUAGAUUCUUUCCUCGAUGCAUGUAUACGUGAUGUUGCUUCAUCUGUUGAGCAAAACCUAGGCUUUGACCAGUCACUUAAUUUUCUGAAGAAAAAGCUUGAAAUCCAGGUACAGAAACAUGUCAAUCAGUACUUAAAGGAAAGAGUUGCUCCUAGCUUUCUGGCUUGUUUAGAUAAAGAAAUCGAGAACCUGAAGCAAUUAACAGAGGCAACAAAGGAAACUGUUUUAGAUGAGUUGAGAAGAGAUGGAGCUGCAAAAAGAGUUUUACUUAUGCUUGAAGAAUACUGCAAUGCUCAUGAAACUGCCAGAGCAGCGAAGUCAGCGGCUUCCCUCAUGGAAAGACAAGUAAAUGAGUUAAAAGAUUCUCUUCGGAAAACAACCCUUGAGAUUGUUCAGAUGGAAUGGAUGCAUGAUGUGAGCAUGAGUCAAUCAUAUAACAGAAGAGCCAGAUUUGAAAGGCAUAUUGAUAGCAAUGACAGCUUAAAUACAAUUAUUUUAAACCUCAGCAGACCUAAAUUAUUGGAAUGCAUACAAUCUUCUGUGUCAAAAAUCACUAGGUCAAUGGAUGGCCUUCAAUCAUGUGAGCGAAAUUCUCUUGUAGCUGAAGGACAACUUGAGAGAGCUAUGGGUUGGGCUUGUGCAGGUCCAAAUACUGGCACUUCUGGAAACUCUUCAAACAAAAGUUUAGGAAUUCCUCCUGAAUUCCAUGAGCAUAUUAAAAUGCGGAGGCAGAUAUUAUGGGAAUUUAAAGAAAAGGCAUCUGACAUUGCAAAAUUUUGUGUGUCGGUGUUAGAAUUUGAAGCGUCAAGAGAUGGAUGUUUGCUUAUCCCUAGCCAGCCUUAUCCUUUCAGGACUAGCAUUGAUGGCAAGACAUGGCAGCAAGCAUACUUGAAUGCACUAACAAGAUUUGAUGUCACUUACCACUCUUAUACACGUACUGAACAAGAAUGGAAGCUUGCACAAAGCACUGUUGAAGCUGCUUCCAGCGGAUUAUACGCAGCAUCUAAUGAACUAUGUAUUGCUUCGCUGAAAGCAAAGUCAGCUUCUGGUGAUCUACAAAGCACUGUUCUUUUAAUGAGGGAUUGUGCUUAUGAGGCUAGUGUUGCGCUGACUUCUUUUUCUCGGAUUUCAAGGAUCCAUACAGCUUUGACCUCGGAGUGCGGUUCUAUGCUUGAAGAGGUUUUAGCUAUAACUGAAGAUAUACAUGAUGUUUACAAUCUCGGAAAGGAGGCUGCUGCUAUUCACCUUUCCCUUAUGGAAGACCUAUCAAAGGCGAAUGCUAUCCUUCUUCCCCUUGAAUCGGUGCUCUCUAAGGAUGUAGCUGCUAUGACUGAUGCUAUUGCCAGAGAAAGAGAGACCAAGAAGGAAAUAUCACAUAUUCAUGGACAAGCUAUAUACCAGUCUUAUUGUUUAAGAAUCAGAGAGGCAUAUCAGACCUUUAAGCCCUUGGUACCAUCUCUGACAUCAGCUGUUAAGGGACUCUGUUCCAUGUUGACUAGGCUAGGAAGAACAGCAAGUCUCCAUGCUGGAACUCUUCAUAAAGCUCUUGAAGGAAUAGGAGAAAGCCAGGAAGCAGAAUCACAGGAUAUUGCUCUCCCAAGAUCAGAUCCUGCCGGUGGUGAUGCUGCUGAGUUUGAUAGCAAGGAAGGGGAGAAUCUCUCCCAGUCUGAUGGUGGUGGUAAUGAAGAUGUCAUUGGAUUUUCUCAGCUGUCUUUGGAAGAUAAAGGAUGGAUAUCUCCACCUGAUAGCAUUUACUGUAGCAGCUCCGGAUCUGGCAUUACAUCAACUGAAGCUAGUUUCCCAGAUAGCUUGAAUGAUUCAACAGAAAUUAAGGAACUGCUUUCUCAGAACUCUAAUGGUAGAAAUCCCUCUGAUCAUGUAUAUUCUGGUCCAAUUUCUCACACUGAUGGUGAAGAAAUCUCAUCUUCUAAGCUUUUAGAAUUCAAAUCCAUGGAGCCUAAUGCCAAUGAAGAAAUCUCAAAUUCUGCUUCAAUUUCUCACGCUGAUGGUUCUGCCUUGCUAUUUGAUAAAUCUCUGACCACCCCUAGUAAUACCCUGAAUACUCUAAAUGAGAGCGUCCAGAAGUCUGAGGGUGGAGCUGAGCCAGUUUCCUCAAAUAAAGAUAAGAAUGAUACUGAACAUCAUGAAGCUCUGGAGCCUAACUCAAGUGCCAAGAGUCGAGUGGGAAGAGGUAAAAAUGCAUACGCAUUGUCAGUGUUGAAGCGAGUGGAGAUGAAAAUAGAUGGUCGAGAUAUUUCUGAAAACAGAGAAAUUAGUAUCGCGGAGCAAGUAGAUUAUCUACUGAAGCAAGCUACUAGUGUGGAUAAUCUUUGCAACAUGUAUGAAGGCUGGACACCAUGGAUUUGAGCGCCCUGUGACUUGAGCAUCUUGAACUUAAGCACCGUCCCCAUAUCAUGCAAAGAGUGACCUUAGGCUUUGUUGGGUUUGUUCAUGGCGGGGAAUAGAUCCUUCGGUCUGAUAUUUUGCAUGUGGUAAUGAACCCACAAAAGCCCCGUCUUACCAGCCCUCAUUGGCCUGGCCAUAUCCAGUAGUAGCCUGCCGCCAACGAUCACUGUCGGUGCUUAUCCUCAGCCUAACUGACAUGCUGCUGAAAAAUUCAAGGCUUGAGGCUGAAUUAAUGGGAGAUGAAAAGGGAUUGGCAUGCCCUCACCGGUUCAAGCUGUGCGCUGCUGAUUUGUCCGCCCAUUCCUUGCGUCGGUGUCAAUUUGAAGGGUAAUGUUUUGAAUAUUGCGUUCAACGGGAAGGGUUGAGUUCUCAUUGACCUGCGUGUUGUCCAAGGCACAUUUUCUUGCUGGAUCAAUAAUACCUCGUGAAAAUCUACGGUUGAGCAGCGGAUCCAUUCAUCAGGAGAGGCUACAGAAUCAGCUGCACAUUUCUGGUUUAUAGAUUUCUUCUAUUAGACGUCAUCGAUCUCACUCAAGACAGGAUUUGGCAGUUAAUAUUCCUUUGAGAAAUGCAAUCUCAGAAUACCCUUCAAUGUAUGCUACAAAAUUCUCGUCCCACCCUGUCUAUAUGAAACUACGUAUGUAUAUGUGCACGUGACAUGUUUGGUUAUCCUCGGGAUUUUUUAUAAAUAAAAGGGCCUGUUCUGUAUCAGCA
This is a messenger RNA of Neltuma alba, 12139 nucleotides long. Its product is annotated as serine/threonine-protein kinase SMG1-like. The record is from RefSeq and is a predicted model, not a curated record. Gene Ontology annotation, biological process: nuclear-transcribed mRNA catabolic process, nonsense-mediated decay; phosphorylation. NCBI's taxonomy places the organism in Eukaryota, Viridiplantae, Streptophyta, Magnoliopsida, Fabales, Fabaceae. Gene Ontology annotation, cellular component: nucleus. Gene Ontology annotation, molecular function: protein serine/threonine kinase activity; protein binding.